AGGGAAAAAAGAAAAGUGUUACAUUAUCGUCGUCCAUCGGUUAAUCCCUAACUUUUGACGCUGUCUUUCGACUCGCACACUCUGCCGCCUCCUUUUCGCCGGCGAUUUUCUCUGUUCCGACACCGGAAUCCCCCGGCCAUCACUUCGACCGCAGUCUCCGAUGAGUUGCUCUUCCGGAACAGUAUUAUCAGUAUGUGCAUCACUCUCUUCUCCGCUGCCUCCGUCUCGCACGCCCAAUUCCAAUUCCAAUUUGCUUUCGUUUUCAUGGCUUUCUUCAUUUUCCUCUUUAACUUUGAGUGCAUCUCGCUCCGCUAAAAACCCUUCCAAUCCCUCACGCUCCCAGGAUUCUUUCAUUCGAGCUGCCUAUACCCGAAGAUCUCGUGGUGAAGCUGCAAAGAAGCCAAGCAGGAAAUCAUGGAAGCAAAGGACAGAUAUGUACAUGAGACCAUUCUUGUUAAAUGUUUUCUUCUCAAAAAGAUUUAUUCAUGCAAAAGUGGUACACCGUGGAACAAGCAAAGUCAUAUGUGUUGCUACCACAAACGCUAAGGAUCUUCGAAACUCCCUUCCAUCCUUGAUAGAUCAUGACGCAUGUAGAGUAGUUGGAAGGCUUAUUGCCGAGCGAUCAAUGGAAGCUGAUGUAUUUGCAGUGGCGUAUGAACCCAGAAAGGAUGAAAGAAUUGAAGGUAGACUAGGGAUCGUUCUUGAUACAAUUAAGGAAAACGGGAUUAUUUUUAUUUGACCUCAUUUUGAACUACUAGUAGUGUAACAGAUAUUAUUUGAUUGUUUAUGGUUCAUUUCUGCAUUAA
Molecule: messenger RNA, 806 nt
Organism: Vigna angularis (adzuki bean)
Lineage: Eukaryota; Viridiplantae; Streptophyta; Magnoliopsida; Fabales; Fabaceae
Exons: 3
Coding region: 161-739 (192 amino acids)
Biological process (GO): translation
Cellular component (GO): ribosome
Molecular function (GO): 5S rRNA binding; structural constituent of ribosome
Source: RefSeq, a predicted model, not a curated record